AUGUGUCUUAUAAGCCCUCAAAAGGUAACAGGAGUUAGAGUUGCCAGUGUUGUGGGUGCAUAUAAUCCUCAAAUUCUUGAGGAAGUGGCCGCUUCCAAACGUCACUAUGUUUGCACGGAGGCGUUUAGAUCGGUUAUGGGGUUCUAUGGCUGCGACUAUUCUGAGCCUGAGGUGCAUGACCUUGCACAUAUGUUCUCGUACCAGCUGGAAAAGUCGGAGUACCCCAUUACUUCAAGGGAGGGAGCACUCUCAAGAGACAUAGGGUGGGUAGAUAAAGUUUUCAUAUGUGACUACAGCAAACUGGGUCACUAUAUAGAGAGUUUUAAUGAUAAACCUCAGACUAUUACGUGCUUAAUGUAUCUCUCUAACUUCUCCAACUUAAUGUCGAAGCACAAUUAA
Messenger RNA from Colletotrichum aenigma, 399 nucleotides. RefSeq lists its product as uncharacterized. Bases 1 to 399 code for a protein of 132 amino acids. Lineage: Eukaryota; Fungi; Ascomycota; Sordariomycetes; Glomerellales; Glomerellaceae. The record is from RefSeq and is a predicted model, not a curated record. The transcript is spliced from 2 exons.